AUGGCGAGCGCCAAUAAACCAUUGAUUGCAGUUGUCGGAGCGACAGGUGCUCAAGGCGGAAGUGUUGUACAAUAUUUACUGAAUGACCCGGACCACUCCUUUCGUGUUCGUGGUCUAACACGCAAUGUUGAUUCUCCGAAAGCAAAGGCUUUGACAGAGCGUGGAGUUGAAGUGGUUAAGGCCAACAUGGACGAUGUCAAUAGUUUGAAAAAGGCAUUCGAGGGUGCCUUUGGUGUGUUCGGAGUUACGAAUUUCUGGGAGGUGUUCUCUGGAGAAAAAGAAACUCAGCAUGGAAAGGCAUUAGUCAAUGCCGCAGUAGCUGUAGGAGUGAAGCAUUUCGUCUGGUCGGCAAUGGAUCAUACGUCUGAUCCAACGGUGCCGCAUUGGGAUUCCAAAGCUGAAGUUGAUGAUUAUCUCAAGAAGACUAAACUUCCACGCACUUCUCUUUACACCUCAGCGUACUACGAGAACUUCCUUGCGUUCCCGAAUCUAAUAAUAAAGAAGGACGAUGCAGGUAAACUAGUAGCAGACUGGCCCGUGUUCUGGACAGAUGGUCCUAUUGGUGGAUACAGUGUCGCUGAAACAGGAGCGUAUGUGCUUGAGGCAUUUAAAAAGCCGAAAGAGUGGAUCGGGAAGGACUUGCGUGUCCUUUCGGAUGUGUUCACACCGCGUCAGUUUGUCAAGGCUCUUAGCGAUAUAACUGGAAAAGAGAUUGUGAUACGUGAAUACAACCGGGAGAAGUUUAAUGAAUCUCGAGCGUCUGAAAACUUUUACAAAUACAAUGGAAAUCCGAACCGCGACCCAGAGCUGACUUUGCGCAUUAAUCCAUCACGCAAGGAUUAUGGUACAUUCAUUCAGGCCAACAAGGAAGCGUUUCUUGCGUCGUUUAGCUCCUGA
Molecule: messenger RNA, 897 nt
Organism: Fomitiporia mediterranea MF3/22
Lineage: Eukaryota; Fungi; Basidiomycota; Agaricomycetes; Hymenochaetales; Hymenochaetaceae
Product: NmrA-domain-containing protein
Exons: 6
Coding region: 1-897 (298 amino acids)
Source: RefSeq, a predicted model, not a curated record